AUGGCACCCUCAUCACAGCCUCUGGAUGGCCAGGCCGACUCCUCCCAACCACCGACGAUCGCUGCCUUCUCCCCUUCCACCAUCACGGGCUCGGCCUUAACCUCGCGACAGCGCUCCAGUGUCAUCGUGCAUCGCAAAUCACCGCUGCUGGUGGCGACGCCGCCGGCCAUCACCAGGGCCCUCGCAUACUCGCACCCGUUCCUCCUCCCUUUAAAUGAGUUGGCCGGUCUUUUAACAUGGACAACGGGGGACCCAUGGCAGAGCUUCUUGCUCGUGGCCACAUUCUGGACAGUGGUGCUGUAUAGCGAUGCGAUCAUUCUCCGGGCAGGUCCGAUCCUUGUCGUGGUUGGGUUAAUCCUCGGCAUGUACGGGCGUCGCUACUCGCCUCUGUCCUCGACGACAUCUACAGGCGAGAAGCACCCGGGAAGGGCCUCGGUGGAGUCCACGACCCGUCACCAGAAGAGCUUGGAUGAUAUAGUGGAAACGCUGCGCACCUUUACUACGCGAUGCAACCUCCUUCUUGAACCCUUACUCGAUUUUACCGAUUUCCUUUCUACCCAGCGGACAGCCACAUCGGCGACGACACGUCCGGCCCUGACAGCCCUCUUCAUUCGCAUCCUUUUGGUUACCCCCGUCUGGAUCAUCUUGACCCUCCCUCCAUUCUACAUAAUCACUACUCGGCGCGUUGUCAUGAGCGUCGGAACCGUCAUCCUUACCUACCACUCGCGGCCAGCCCGCGUUUCGCGCGUCAUUCUGUGGCGUUCGAAUGCUGUGCGACGAAUUGUUUCUAUGAUUACGGGCCUGUCAGUAGCAGACGGCCCGAACACUAGCCAGAGGGUUCAGGUUCAAGGCCUGGGCCUCAACAUCGCAACUCGUCGGCGGGGGAACGCGUCUAGCGUGCGAUUCACCUUUGUCGUGUACGAAAACCAGCGCCGGUGGCUUGGUAUCGGGUGGACAUAUUCGCUGUUCCCAGCCGAGCGCGGCCCUUGGACAGAUGAGCACCUCAACCCCGUGCCUGUCAAGGACAAGUUCGAGUUACCCGAUGUCCCAACCGGAGACGCUAAGUGGCGCUGGGUCGAGGGCAGUGAGUGGCGUGUUGAGGGUGGAGAUAAUUCGGCGAAUGGGAAAUCCGAUUCCAAGGCUUCAAGUGAGGGGUGGAUCUACUAUGACAACAAGUGGAAUGACGGCCGCCGCGGUCAGGACGGCUGGGACCGGUAUACGCGCCGACGCAAGUGGUACCGUGACGCCGAGCUAGUGGACCAGAAGCAGGGUGGCUCGGAAGAAACCAUCUCCAAUCUCACUCUCUCCUCGAAAACGCGGCGUCGACGCUGGUUCGGCAAUAACAAAGACAAAGACAAAGACCGCGCCGGUAGCGGUGGCUCGUCCAUCGACGCCGGUCGCACAACAGGUGCAAAUUUUGCGGAGGCUGCUGGUGCUGUAUAUGGCCAAGGGACACCCUCGCGCCCGGUGAGUUUGCGGAGCUCCCGCAAGCCAUCGCAGUACAGCAUUCAUGAAGGAAGUCUGGCCACGAGUGACACUUCUAGUACGCGCGAGACGGACAUAGCUAAUUCGCACGACCUUCAUGAUCGGUGGGGCACUCGCGCUGCUGGAGGAACGGAGCGGGCAGAGCGGGAAUUGGGACUGAGCGAUGAGGUGAAUAUGGGGCUGAGUUGA
Molecule: messenger RNA, 1674 nt
Organism: Penicillium canariense
Lineage: Eukaryota; Fungi; Ascomycota; Eurotiomycetes; Eurotiales; Aspergillaceae
Product: PEX28-32 family peroxisomal membrane protein
Exons: 3
Coding region: 1-1674 (557 amino acids)
Biological process (GO): peroxisome organization
Cellular component (GO): peroxisomal membrane
Source: RefSeq, a predicted model, not a curated record